Puma concolor (puma) is the source of this 1818-nucleotide messenger RNA. NCBI's taxonomy places the organism in Eukaryota, Metazoa, Chordata, Mammalia, Carnivora, Felidae. The record is from RefSeq and is a predicted model, not a curated record.
AUGGGACGUGGGGAGAGCGAGGAAGCAAGGAAAAUGAUGAAGGCUGAGUCCCCAAAUGAGACCUCUGGACUCCAUUCCAAAGAGCUCUUGCUUGCCCUCUCCACAAUCGAAAUCAGGGAAAGCUCUUCUGUUGACAUGGACGCCCACAGCGAAAACACUACAUCAUCUGAGGGUGCCACCCAUACCCUGCUUAUCCAUGGCCCUGUUGAACUCAAGCAAGGCUGGAGGAGGCAGAAACGGCACCUCUUCUUGUUCAAUGAUUUGUUGCUGAUGUCUAAUACGGAUUAUAAAAACACCUUUAAGAUAAAAAAUCAAAUACCACUGAGCACCAUGUGGAUAACCAACUGUACGGACAAAGUGGGAGAUACCAGCAUCAAUGCUGAGAGGUCCUUCAUCUUGGGCUGGCCCACGGUGAACUUUGUGGCCACCUUCAGGUCUUCCGAACUAAAGGAAAAAUGGUGCUCUUUCCUUCAAAGGUACAUCAAUCUAGCCAAAGAGAAGGACCAGCCAAAAAGCAUUCCCCUCCAAAUCUUCACUGGAGACAUCGAGAACUGUGGCGGUACUGUAACUGUAACAGUGGCAAAUUCAGACACAGCGAAUGACAUUAUCAACAUGUCACUACCAAUGCUAGGAAUAACUGGCUCUGAGAAAGACUAUCAGCUGUGGGUCAGUUCUGGCAAAGGAGAAGCCCCACAACCACUAAUUGGACAUGAACAUCCCUAUGGAAUUAAAAUGAGCCAUCUUCCAUCUACUCCACUGCUGCCACAGGGACCAGAGGCCUCCAUCUCUCCUUCCACCCUCCAGGAGCCCCUCCUUCCAAAGGAGGGGUUCCCAGAGAUGCAAGGCCAGUUCAUCCUGAAGCCCAGGCACCCAGUGCAGAACCAGCAAGGGAGAGGUUCAGGCCAGAAGACAGUUAAAAGGAAUCCUUUCAUAAACUGGGCCCUUAGGUGGGGCCCCAGAGCUUGCCAGGACAGCCAGUGCACAGCUCCACCUUCUGCAAAGCCAGCACAGCUCUUUGGAGUUUCCCUCAUGGAUGUGUGUGAUAAUGACCACCUGCCCUCCCCCAUUCUGGAUAUGCUUUGCUUUAUCAAUCAAAAAGGGCCAUUCACAGAAGGCAUCUUCAGGAAAUCAGCCAAUAUGAAAUCAUGCAGAAUCCUGAAGGAGAAACUAAAUUCUGGGGACAAAGUGAACUUGGACAGUGAAUCUGUUCUUGUGGUAGCAUCUGUCUUAAAGGAUUUUCUUCGAAAUAUCCCAGGAAGCAUAUUUUCAUCCGAUCUCUAUGACAAAUGGCUUGCUGUUGCUGAUCAAGGGAAUGAGGAGGAGAAAGUAACUGCAGCCCAGAGGCUGUUAGACCAGCUGCCAAGAGUGAAUGUUGUUCUCUUGCAAUACCUUUUUGGAGUGUUAUACAAUAUUGAGCAGCAUUCCUCAUCCAAUCAGAUGACAGCUUACAAUUUAUCAGUGUGUAUAGCCCCAAGCAUUCUUUGCUCAUCUAAUUCCUGCAGCUCGGGAUUAGGAAGCAACUUCAUAAAAAAGGUUUCUCUUGUACAAUUUCUCAUUGAAAACUGCCUCAAGAUAUUUGGGGAAGACAUCACUUCCCUCUUGGGAGAGAGCUCAACGAGCUGUGAUAACAGCGAGAAUGCUGCAGGUACCAUGAAUAAUUUAAUUGGCUUUGUGACAGCACAACAACCUCUUGAAUCCAAGCCAGCGGCGGUGAUAGUGAUUUACAAAAAGGCACAACUGCAGGAUAAUACCAAGACUUCAUCUGGCAUGGAUCCACAUAGCCACCUGUCUACAGUUCUCAAAGUCACUGAAGACUAG